CGCAUAAUAUCGUUUCCCUUUUUUGCUGAAGGUGGCUAUUCGGGUUGUAGAAUUUGUUCAAGUUUCGGUAUCACGCUAAGGAAGACCAAAGAAAUUGCAUCGUCGCAGUUGAAGGGCUCGGCCAUGUUUGUGGUAGGCAAGAAGCCGGCGUACAUGUUCUUGUAAAGAUCACCAUUUUGUUGACUGAGUAUUCUUUAGACCUGAGAGAAUGCCAAUGACAUGUGUAGCAUAUGGCUGUAAUAACCGGUUUUUCAAAGGAUGUAAAAAGCAGUUUUUUAGGUUCCCUAUGAAAGAUCGUAAACGGCUUUUUGACUGGAUCGCAGCAAUUCGACGAAAGAACUGGAUGCCCUCAGAAACCAGUAGAAUCUGCAGUGAUCACUUUACACUUAAUGAUUACAUGCUGCGCCCAGGAGCUCAGAUUCCUCGGCUGAGACUAGAUGCUGUACCUUCUGUAUUUGAUGGCUUUCCAGACGAUUUAAAAGAGAGGCUUAAAAGAGAAAAAGAGGAUAAGGAACGAAAUAGAAAAGAAGUACACAAUAAAACAGAGGUUCAGAUCAUCCAGACAGAUGUGGAGAAAUGUCCCUCAAGCAGUAAACUGGAGGACAAUACUACCUCAAAGGACUCAGGCUCUUCUCAGGAAAUAGUUACAGCUACUGAUGGGAAAAUACCUUGUGUGGCCAAUCGCUGUACUAAUCUUUUCUAUGAUGGUUGUGAAAAUGUGUUUUUCAGGAUGCCUAUGGAGGAUCCAGAGCUACUGGGUAAAUGGGUUCUGGCAAUUCAAAAAAAAUACUGGAAACCCACCAUUUCUUGCAGAAUCUGUAGUGAUCAUUUUAAGGAGGAAGAUAUUAUUGCUUGUACAGGAACACUGGCUCCUAAGCUUCGCAGCAAUGUAGUGCCUUCCAUUUUCCACGUUAAACGGAAGAAGAGAAGAAAGAAGCGGGUAGCUGAACGUAUGGCUUUCAGACUGGGUCAGGAAGAAGAAUGCAUCACCGAGGAUCACACUUAUUCAUCAGCACAAACCAGCAGUGGCAAAAGGAGAAACAGUUUCAAUCCUACUAUUCUCACUCUGAAGAAAAACGUAAAGACUCUGCAGAGACAAGUACAAAGGCAGCGACAAAGAAUAAAUAGCUUGUAUGAGCACAUUAAAGAAUUAAGAAAAAAGAACAAGGAGAGCUCUAACUUUUGCCAAAUUCAACUCGAAAGCAUUUUAUGAUCAUGAUAAUUGUUUACAAAAGCUUCGGCAGCAGAAAAAAACAUUUGUAUUUUCUAAUUUUUGCCUUUUUUUUAACUGUUGUACAUCAUCAAUCCUUUUGCAAAUGAACAAGGACUUAACAUACCUAUAAGAUGUAUUAAGAUGACCUGACCCAGUUCAUAUAAAUAAAUACACCCUUGCAACAUUUUUUAUGUCCUCAUUUAAAUAGAUGACCUGUUGAGCGUACUGGGAUUUUUUUGUUUACAAUUCGCAAUGUGAGACAAUAAGCUUCAUGUAAAGUUUUUUAAAAAAUAACCUAAAGACAAAUUCCUUUUUUAAAAGGAAAGGUCACCUUUAAAUUUUAGUAUGUUAUAAAUGGAUAUAUAUGCUAAGCAUUGUUCCAUUUGGUCAUUUUUUUUUUUGCAUGUUCGUUAUAUUAUAAUGUUAUGUACUGUGUCAAUCUAGCCUGAAAUUAAGUAUUAUGAGGUUGUUAGUGUCAGUAACACAAACAUCUAAAAGACAGUUGGUGUGUGAGGCUUUAAUAUUAUGGUAUAAACGACCACUAAAAUAAGGUCUUUAAAGCAUUCCAACUCUUACGAUGCAUAUUUUAUAUGUAAACCUGUUUAAGGGGUUCAUUCUGUAUACAUAUCCUGGACUGUGAAUUUAUAGUUAGUUCCGAUUCUCUUGCCUCUGUGCAAAUUUGAUACAGUAAGUUGUAUUUUACAAAUGGAACACCACUGCUUUGUGCAGCUUGACAAAUAUAGCUUAUUGGAUGCAAAGUGUUUGUCUUUGUAGAACAGAUGUAUGGGUUGCUGGGAGGGUUCAUGAUUUUCACAGCUGUAGGGCUGCUAUACCUCUAGUUGUUUCACCCAGUUCAAAAAUAAAACCUUCCCCUCCCAUACAUAUAUUUCUUCUUGUCACACUUGAGCACAUAAGGGAGUCAGUCAUUAAUGAUGAAGAUGACGCAUUCUGCUCAUUCACCAUACAUCCUGUGAUCUCGGAUCCGUUACCAUAUUUGUAAAUGUGGGGUAACUGUCUUUUCCAGCAUAAAGUGGGGAGAAAUUCAAUGCUCUUAUUGGGUUUAGAAAGGUUCCCAAGAUGAAGUUCCUUUCUAAUUGUAUGUGAGGGUGAUAAUAAAUAGUUUUGAUGUUA
Xenopus tropicalis (tropical clawed frog) is the source of this 2344-nucleotide messenger RNA. RefSeq names its product provisional ortholog of THAP domain containing 1. The record is from RefSeq and is a predicted model, not a curated record. The transcript has 6 exons. Lineage: Eukaryota; Metazoa; Chordata; Amphibia; Anura; Pipidae. The coding region runs from base 209 to 1213 and encodes 334 amino acids. Gene Ontology annotation, molecular function: DNA binding.